Molecule: messenger RNA, 1227 nt
Organism: Lipotes vexillifer (Yangtze River dolphin)
Lineage: Eukaryota; Metazoa; Chordata; Mammalia; Artiodactyla; Lipotidae
Product: zinc finger protein 764
Exons: 3
Coding region: 1-1227 (408 amino acids)
Biological process (GO): regulation of transcription by RNA polymerase II
Cellular component (GO): nucleus
Molecular function (GO): DNA-binding transcription activator activity, RNA polymerase II-specific; RNA polymerase II cis-regulatory region sequence-specific DNA binding
Source: RefSeq, a predicted model, not a curated record
AUGGCGCUGCCCCCGGCCCCGCUCCCCGCGCGGGAACCUAACGGGGCCGGGCGCCGGGGGGGGACACCCGAGCCCCUGAGCUUCGCGGACGUGGCCGUGUACUUCUCCCCGGAGGAGUGGGGGUGUCUGCGGCCCGCGCAGAGGGCCCUGUACCGGGACGUGAUGCGGGAGACCUACGGCCACCUGGGCGCGCUCGGCUUCCGAGGCACCAAGCCAGCCCUCAUCUCCUGGGUGGAGGAAGAGGCCGAACUGUGGGGUCCAGAUGCCCGGGAUCCUGAGACGGGAGAGUGUCUUAGAGAAGCAGACACAGCAGGUUCCAGAGACGAGGAAGAGAAAGGACAAAGAGAAGGGACCGAGGCACUGGGGAAGAUCCGUUCUGUGGACCCUCAGCCUCCCGGGCUGAUGGCUCUCAAACCCUUUUCUGCUGGGUUUUCUUAUGGUUGGGAGCAGCCAUCGAAGGUGCCUCGCCGGGGUCGCCCACCACUCUGUGCCCAUCCCCCGGUCCCCAGGGCAGACCAGAGGCACGGUUGCUACAUGUGCGGGAAGAGUUUCGCUUGGCGCUCCACCCUGGUGGAGCAUCUGUACACCCACACGGGCGAGAAGCCCUUCAGUUGCCCUGACUGUGGCAAGGGCUUCAGCCAGGCCUCCUCUCUGAGCAAGCACCGGGCCAUCCACCGAGGGGAGCGGCCCCACCGCUGCCCGGACUGUGGCCGGGCCUUCACCCAGCGCUCCGCCCUCACCACCCACCUCCGGGUCCACACGGGCGAGAAGCCCUACAGCUGUGAUGACUGCGGCCGCUGCUUCAGCCAGAGCUCCGCCCUCUACCAGCACCAGCGGGUCCAUAGCGGCGAGACCCCCUUCCCGUGCCCAGACUGUGGCCGCGCCUUCGCCCACGCCUCAGACCUCCGGCGCCACGUGCGCACCCACACGGGCGAGAAGCCCUAUCCAUGCCCAGAUUGCGGGCGCUGCUUCCGGCAGAGCUCCGAGAUGGCAGCCCACCGGCGCACCCACAGCGGCGAGCGCCCCUAUGCCUGUCCGCAAUGCGGCAGGUGCUUCGGCCAGAAGUCAGCCAUGGCCAAGCACCAGUGGGUCCAUAGGCCCGGGGCGGGGCGGCGCAGGGGCCGGGGUGCCAGUGGGUUGCCUGUACCCCUGGCCUCUGGCCGAGGGGACCUGGACCCACCCGUGGGCUUCCAGCACUACCCAGAGAUAUUCCAGGAGUGUGGGUGA